Trichomonas vaginalis G3 is the source of this 639-nucleotide messenger RNA. Its product is annotated as heme binding. Lineage: Eukaryota; Parabasalia; Trichomonadida; Trichomonadidae. The transcript has a single exon. The record is from RefSeq and is a predicted model, not a curated record. Bases 1 to 639 code for a protein of 212 amino acids.
AUGACGAAGUGGAUUCUCCCAAGCGAAGUAGCAUUACAUAAUACUUCAACAGAUUGCUGGGUUUCCUUCCUUGGAAAAGUUUGGGAUUUGACCAAACUCAUUGCUGAUAAUAAGAACGAUUUGGGCAUUCAGCCAAUUAUUAAAUCUGCCGGAACAGAUAUUUCUCAUUGGUUCAACCCAGAUACAAAGGACAUCAAAACAAGAAUUGAUCCUGUUACUGAAUUAGAAGUUCCACACGUUCCUUUCGAUUGCUUAUUGCAUCUUCCGAACCCAACACCAAACACAACAGAAAUUCCUGUAGCCAAGCCAUGGUGGAAGGAUGAAUCACAGAUUAUUGGCCAAUUAUCUAAGAAUCCUAGAUAUAUUAGAAUUGUAAAUACACUGACAUCAAAGGAAGAUCUUAUUGAAGUUGCCGGCGAGGAAACAUUAAAUGAUAUCCUCGAGCGCUUUAAGGCAAUUAACUCUCACGCAGACAGCUACACAUGGAAAUUCCAAGGAAACGUACUUAAAAUGGAAAAGACACUUGAACAAAACGGAAUUCAUGAUGAAUCUGCUAAAUUUGCUCGCCUUGGUCUUGACUUUGAUAUGUAUAUCCCUGCAAUUCUCAUCUACUUUAACGAUGAUCUUACUGCUGCAUAA